Dichotomopilus funicola is the source of this 1389-nucleotide messenger RNA. RefSeq lists its product as uncharacterized. Gene Ontology annotation, cellular component: BLOC-1 complex. The record is from RefSeq and is a predicted model, not a curated record. NCBI's taxonomy places the organism in Eukaryota, Fungi, Ascomycota, Sordariomycetes, Sordariales, Chaetomiaceae. The transcript has a single exon. Bases 1 to 1389 code for a protein of 462 amino acids. Gene Ontology annotation, biological process: endosomal transport.
AUGCCCUCCACCGUCGCGCCAAUGCGGCUCACCACGGCGUCCAUCAGCCCGGCGCAACCCUCGGCGCCGUCUGUGACGAAUACAACGGCCACGGCGGUUUCGCCUUCGUCGUUUACGAGCCAGUCGCCGGGCAGCAGCCAUUAUACCCACGACAAUAGCAACGGUACUACCAACGGCAAUGGCAAUAACAACGAACGACCGAGGCGUGCCAGCUUGUUCUCGUUCUUCUGGUCGGGGUCGUCAGGGAGGUCGCCGGCUAGUGUGAAGCAGAAUCAGGAGCAGAGUACGUUGGAGGAUGGACGGGAGAAUGCGCGACGGAACGGCUACCAGCCCGUGAGCUCGCCGUCGGUUGCGUCGUCGUCGGUGUCGGUAUCUGUCUCGACCUCGACGGCUUCGCCGGGGUAUCAGCUUAGUUCUCAGGGUGUGUUUUCACAGCAGCAGCAGCAUCAGCAACAGCAGCAGCAUCAGCAACAGCAGCAGCAUCAGCAACAACCACAGCAACAGCAUCCUCCUACGCCAAGCAUCGCCGCAUCGACUACCCCCUCAACAACAACCACCACCACCACAACAACAACAACCGCCCCAAGCAGCAGCGCCUCCCACCGAACAACCACCACCCAGCCUCCUCCCUCUUCCCACACAGCCUUCUCCUCUCCCCCGCUCAUCCCCCACCAACCCCAACUCCAGCCUUUACCUCUUCACCCUCACCCCCCGAGCCAACCCCACCCCCCAGCGAGCACCACCACCACCUCCCACCUCCCCCCCACCCCCUCAACCCUCAGCACCCCCUCCGAAAUCGACCAAGCCCGCUCCGCCGUCCUCGCCAGCAUAGGCAACCUAGUGGACCGGGAACUCAGCACCCGCGCCACACAACUGCACGCCAACAACGCCGCCAUCGAGCGACAGGAGCGGGAGUUAGGUAGGGCGACGGCCGGGUUGAAGAGGGAGAAUGAUAAGUUGGCACGGCUUGCUGAGACGCAUACGAGGAAGGUGAAGGAGAUUGGGAACGUGCAGAAUUGGGCGGAGAUGUUGGAGAGGGAGUUUGUUAUUUUGGAGGAGACGCUAAGGUUGGUGGGGAAGAGGGGGGAUAAGGGGGAGGGGGAUAGCGGGAAUGGAAGCGAGGGGGGGAGUGAAGGGGGGAGUGGGAGUGGGAGUGGGAGUGAAUGGGAUAGUGGGAGUGAUGAUGGGGAGCGAGAUGGGGGCGAUGGUCGGGAUGAAGAGGGGGAAGUUGAGACGCCAGGGAGGGAAGAAGACAACGAAGAUGCGGCCAGAGACAGUAAGGUCAAAGGAAAACAGCCCGAACGGAGGGACAGAGACGGGGAUGUGUUGAUGACAGACCGGCCAGAGACUGUUCCAUUGCCAGAGCUAGUACCAGGGGAGGAUAUCUGA